AAAAAAAAAGCCAGAGGAGGAGGAGGAGGCGCAUGUGGAGGAGAGAGAGAGAAAGAGAGAAUGCGGGACUCUUGGAAAAAAGACGCAUCUACACUCGGUCCAUCCAUCCCGGACACAGGCUGUAAAGGAUUACGCUGAACUCCUGAUGGUGAUGAUGCUGGGAUCUCCCUGUUAAGCUCAACUAAAGAGACUCGUAUUUUCUGCUGUAUGAGAAGAUAUCAAAGAAAGUCGCUCUGAAAAGCACUCUUGUCUCCUCAUAACUUACGUGAAGGAAUCCGACGGCUGGCACGUUGCUUCCACUGCAGAGAGGAAAACAAAGAGGGUCUGAAUCAAAAGGAUGGGUUUUUUGAUAUCUACAUGGCCGGAAAAGCCCAGCAAGACAGCGAAUUUAUUAUUAGAGAAGUUCAAGCAGUGCUGCUGAGUGGACGAGGAGCUUAAAAGGGAGAAAAGGAACCUGCACAGCUGAAGUGAAGUACUGAGAGAGUGCGAAAGCUUGUCUCCGGACCUCAGGCGGGAGUCCGCAGAGAGCGAUAGGGAGAAGGAGGCAAGAAAGGAUAAAUCAAACACCCACGCUACGAGGUACACCGGACCACAAAACAGCAAUAAAAAGAGAAGACAAGCCACAGCUUGGAGGCAGACAGAGCUCGGAGUAGAGAGGCGUGAGGAAGAAGGAAGCCAUGCAGAGGCUUGGUGCAGUGCACUCCUCCGCGGCGCAGGCUUUCAGCCUCGUGGUCUUAGUGCUGCAGCUGCUGACUCAGCUACCGGGUGCCGACUCAGCUCUCCGGUACCGGGUGGCGGAGGAGGGCCCACCUGACGUCAAGAUCGGAAACGUGGCCGCCGACCUGGGCCUGACAGCAGGAACAGGAAGCGGGGAUGUCACCUUCGCCCUGGAGAGCGGCUCAGAGUACUUCAAGAUUGACAACGUGACAGGUGAGCUGACCACAGGCCCACGGCGCAUCGACAGAGAGAAGCUCCCACAGUGUCAAAUGAUUUUUGAUGAAAAUGAGUGCUUCUUGGACUUUGAGGUGUCAGUGAUAGGGCCACUGCAGAGCUGGGUAGACCUCUUUGAGGGUCGUGUGGUCAUAACAGACAUCAAUGACAACACACCCUCCUUCCCUUCACCUGUGCUCCAGCUGUCAGUAGAGGAGAAUCGCCCAAUAGGAACUCUGUAUCUUCUGCCCACAGCGACAGACAGAGAUUUUGGGCGAAAUGGCAUAGACCGCUAUGAGCUCAUCCAAGAUGGUGGAGCUGGGUCAAGUUCAACAAGACGCGCAGCAGGAGGAAACCCCAUUACUAGAGUGGAUGGCCUUGGGGAUCGGAGGAGUAGAAGUGGGGAUAACGGAGGAGGAGGAGCCAGGAGCACUGUGUUUGAACUACAAGUCGCAGAUAUACCAGAUGGCGAAAAGCAACCUCAGCUCAUCGUGAAAGGCACAUUAGAUCGAGAGCAAAAGGACUCUUAUGAGCUCGUCCUCAGGGUCAGAGAUGGAGGGAGCCCUCCACGUUCCUCACAAGCACUCCUUCGUGUUUCAAUCACUGACGUGAAUGACAACAACCCACAGUUUGAGAGGUCCACGUAUGAAGCAGAGAUGGCCGAAAACGCACCUCCAGGCACACCUGUCCUCCAGGUAAGAGCUUCAGACCGCGACAUCGGCGUCAAUGGGCAGGUGGAGUACGUCUUCGGAGCUGCCACUGAAUCUGUCAGGCGACUUCUGCGGCUAGAUGAAGCAACUGGAUGGCUGAGUGUUCUCCACAGGAUCGAUAGGGAAGAAGUGGCUCAGCUGAGGUUCACGGUAACAGCCAGAGAUCGCGGUCAGCCGCCACGCACUGACCGCACCACUGUAGUUCUGGCAGUCCGAGAUGAGAACGACAACGUCCCAGUGGUGGAGAUCAGGAAGAUCGGGCGCAUCCCUGUCCGAGAUGGAGCGGCGCUGGUGCCUGAGAAUGUUCUGGUGGACACACCUGUAGCUCUGGUGCAGGUGUCAGACCGAGACCAGGGGGAGAACGGAGCUGUGACAUGUACCGUGGUAGGAGAUGUCCCAUUCACACUGAAGCCAGCUGGUGAAACAGCUCUCCCACCACUGCCUGCAGAUGAAGCCUUUGACAGAAAUAAGAAAAAAUACUUCCUGCACACUUCUGCCUUACUGGACUAUGAGGUCACCAAAGAAUACAGUGUCACCAUUGUGGCAGUUGAUUCUGGCAGCCCCAGUCUAUCCAGCAACAGUUCACUCAUGGUGCGAGUGGUGGACAUCAAUGACCAUGCGCCAACCUUUGCCCAAAGCGUUGUGGAGGUGCACUUUGCUGAGAACAACUCACCUGGUGAGCGUGUAGUCACUGUGGUGGCCUCAGACGCUGACAGUGGCAAGAAUGCAGAGAUCGCUUACUCUCUGGACUUAGCUGCCAAUGGGCCAUUUUACAUUGAUGCUGAUAAUGGAGAUAUCCGGGCCACUGGGGUUCUGGACCGCGAGCAGCAAGAGAGGUAUGAACUCCGAGUUAUUGCCAAGGACAAAGGUACCCCAUCUCUGCAAGGGUCUGCUACUGUUGUGGUUCAGGUGACUGAUCGCAAUGACAACGCACCAAAGUUUGUUCAGGAAAUCUUUACUUUCUAUGUGAAAGAGAACUUGCUCGCCAACAGCCCAGUUGGCAUGGUCACUGUGACAGAUGCUGACGAAGGUGAGAAUGCAGAGCUCAGUUUGUUUGUAGAGAUGGAUGGAGCUGAUGGCAAGAAAACAGGAGAGAAGUUGGAAGGAGAAGAAGGCCAGAAAGAGCAAGAAGAUGUGUUUUCCAUUGAGAACAACACUGGAACUAUCUUCUCUUCUGCUUCAUUUGACCGUGAAAAGCUUUCCACCUACACUUUCCGUGUCCGAGCUGUGGAUGGUGGAGAACCCCGCAAAACUGCCACAGCAACUGUCUCACUCUUUGUGACAGAUGAGAAUGACAAUGCUCCUUCAAUCACCUCUCCAGCCAAUGAGUCCUACACCCUCCUUCCACCUGCCAGCAGUGCCCGCACCAUUGUCAGGACUGUUACAGCCUUGGACUCAGACACUGGUCCAAACGCUGACCUUCGCUAUGCAUUAGUUGGGGGAAAUCCUUUCAGAUUGUUUGAGAUUGGCCACACCAAUGGAGUGAUCACCUUGGCAGAACCUUUGGAGCGACGCCACAGAGGUCUGCACCGCCUUGUGGUCCGGGUCAAUGACAGUGGAAUCCCCUCGCUCUGUGCCACCGCUCUGGUUCAUGUGUUCAUCAAUGAGAGCUUGGCCAACGCCACCCUGGUGGAUGCACAGGUGGCUCGAAGUUUGAUGGCUCCACUCUCCCUGGACAUUGCAGGCGACCCAGACAGUGAGCGUGCAUUAGGGAAACAGCGCCUCAGUGUAGCUAUCGGCGUCCUGGCUGGGGCUGCGGCGGUUAUCUUGGUCAUCCUCCUCGUGGUCACAGCUCGGCAGUGUGGCGCGCAGGGCAAGAACGGUUAUGAGGCCGGGAAGAAGGAGCCAGAGGAAGACUUCUUCAGUCCUCCUGGGGCUCAACCACACAUCAACCGUGGCAGGGGAUCAGACCGAGGGCGCAAACCUCGGCGAGACAAACGCAAUGGAAGUGGUGGCGGUACUGCCACAGGAGGAGGAAAGACAGACAAGUCACUCUACAGUGGCAUCGUCACAGUCAACGGGCUUCGCCGCCAUGUUAAUGAUGACGACGAGGAGGAUUUGAGCAGUGCGAGUGAGCGCUUGGCCGCCCGCUACUCUGUUGUGGACGGUGAUCCCGGCAGCCCACGAAUGGGCGGCGGAAGGAGGCACCAGUCGAGCCCAGAUCUCGCCAGACACUACAAAUCAAGCUCACCUCUUCCUGCAGUGAAUCUACAGCCCCACUCCCCCCCAGCAGAGGGUAAAAAGCACCAGGCGGUCCAGGACCUGCCUCCUUCCAACACCUUUGUGGGCAGUGGGGGAUGUGUGGGCAGUGCCGGCUCCAGCAGCAGCAGUAGUGGGGGCAGUGGAAAUGCAGAUGCCAUGUCCCUGGGAUCUGACCAGUGCUCAGAGUACGGCUGCCAGACUGGGAACAAGUACAGCAAACAGGGGACCCUUCGCCGGGUGACCUUCUCGGUAGUCAGCCAGCCCCAGGACGGCGGCUGCUAUGACAGUGGCCUGGAGGAUUCAGAGACGCCGAGCAGCAAGAGCUCAUCAGGGCCGCGGUUGGGAGCCCUGCCACUGCCCGAGGAGGGCUACGAGCGGACCACACCCGAGGGCAGCGUGGGGGAGGAGGAGCAUGUGGAGAACGAUGCCAGACAGCUGCCUGACGUAGCUCUGACAGGAAAGUGCACUAGGGAGUGUGAUGAGUUCGGCCAUUCCGACACCUGUUGGAUGCCCGUUCGUCGUUCCCCUCGUCAGCGCCAGCGCCACGGCAGUGACCCUCCUCGACUUUCCACCUUCGCCCCUGGAGACGACAACAACAAUCUCCGUGGUAACGACCAUGAGAGCGACAGCGAAAGUGCUGGCAGUGCAGGGAGCUCUGAACCCGGGGUUGUCGUCAGCGGAGAAGCCCAGAGGCUACCUUUAGCAAAUGGCGAUCCUCUCGGCACCCUGGGGAGGGGAGACCGCAACAGAAACAUGGGCGAUCAUAACCGUAACCUUUUGAACCGCAAGAUGACUUCGGCAUCUUAUGACACAUUCAGCAGCGCAGGCUUCGGGAGGCGCCAGCCGGAGGAAGAGGGAGGAGAGGGCCAGAAUCCACCAGAGGUCAUACCACUGACGCGGACAGGAGGGGAUUACAAGACCACGUCCUGCCUCACGUUGUCACGCCGCGAGGUGUACCUGUGACAGCCACGCAACAGAGCAAUCAUUACUACAGCAGCCUUCUUCUCUGAUAAAGAGGGAGGGUUAAAACCUUACUGGCAGGUCAUCAGAUUGGAUGGCCUUUUAAACCUGUGAAGAUGAGAAAAUGUCAGAAAAGAUAAGCUAUAUAUCAAAUUUGAACUUUGGGAUCCUGACUAAUAUUUAUAGGCACUUAAACUUAAUCGAGUGAUGAAUCAACUCCUCUUAGACUUUAUUGAAAACAAUCUUUUUUUUAACUACUGGUGAAAGUUGCCUGCAGGCAAAGAUGCUAUUAUGUCCAUGUGGAGGAGGACAAAUUCCUCUGCUCUUCUUUUUUACCUGAUCUGAUGCAUGCCUGACCUUCUGCCACAGAGGGGUCCGUGAAAGAAGAGGAGAGAGUAAAUCCUGACGCUACAAAUGGCUUGGUUCUUACAAAAAAACUAAUAUGGAGGCUACAGCAGGCUAGAUAUGGACUCAACUGGUGAACCAUCUGCUUGAAAACCACUGAGGUCUUAUCCAUCAGAACAGAUAAGAAGAUGUAAAAGGUCUUUGAUUAUGUUAUUUGGAUGUGAUUCAAACCAGUCAAACUUUCUAUUGCCUAAUCAGCUCUAUCUUAACACAAGAUGAGGAUAUUAACCAAUCAAACUGCUGCGAAUCUUACACAAGGAAUCAAAGCAACAACACAAGUGUGAUCACUGUACAGUCAGAAAAAAGAGCUGAUCUCCAAAAUCAGGUAUUGUUCAUAAAAAACAAACAAUGUGACAUUAGAGAUGUUUUUUUUACAGAAAUCAAAUGUAACCAUUCAGAAAACAAGGCUCUCAUAGCGUCAGUAGUGCCACAGUGUGAAAAAUGUGUUUAUUGUUUCGCCUUCACACCCAGUCUGUAUGUAUAUAACGUAUGUGUGUAUUUGAUAAAACGGCAGCGUUAUCUCUGCUGCUGUCCAGCAUUUCAGAGCAGACUGAGGUGUGGAGCUCACUGCUCACCUACAGAACAUAGUUCAUCUACAUCCUCUUACACUUACACAAGCAUGCACACACCUACACAAGCAUGCAGACUACAACUCAUACAGCAUUUACAGAAUGUGAACAUGCAUAGGGCCACAAUUUAUGACAUGAUUAUGUGGCAGUGUAACAUAAAUUAGAUAUGACUUGCAUUAACACUCACACACACACACAGCAUCAUAAGUAGAAGGACAAAUCCAUAUGAAGAUAUGUGAAAUCCAUAUACACUAUGUGUGUAUGUGCUCUUAUCAUAAUUUUUACAUAUUGCCUCUCAUUGAUCUAGCUGUAGCAUUUUGCCUGCUCCUCCUCAGCCAGUAUUUAAACAUGAAAUGUAUUUAAAUAUCGACUCAUCUCUCUGACUGAUGUGUGGGGUGACAUUAAAGGGAAUUUUAAACAUGACAUCAACUGUAUGUAAUGAUAAGACAAUGUGGGAAUAUGAGAUAUUCCGCAUACUGUAAGUAGGACUGAUAGAAAAACCAAAUUUAUGUAAGAAAAAAAGGAAAAAAGGAAAAAAAAGGCCUGCAUGAACGACAGAUAAUGCUAACUUUUUUUCUCUCUUUUUAAAACCACACGCCUUUUUGGAUACCACGCCUAUUUGGAUACAUCUGUGCUAUAUGUGUGCGCUAAAGGGGAAGUGAAGAUAAUGAUGGCGACAAGGGAGUUAGUAUCAGUGGAUUAAACUCUUCCUUCUUUUAUCACGGAGCGAGUUCUGGGGUUAACCUUGGGCCUCAAAAUCUCACUUUCCCAGGCCAGGGUUGGCACAAAGUGUGCCGAAGGCUUAUUACAAAUAAGAACACAAUGUAGUGCGAACGCAGAGUUCUGCUGCUGCACCCUUUUUUCACCGCACAGUGCCGACCUGAACGUACCCCGACCACUGUGCUGAAUGGCACAGAUAACAGGCUCCUUCACGUUCGUCCUUCCCAACAGCGACUCCGCAUCCACUCUGCUGCACUGGGCUGAAGGGUGGGUGUGGAUCGAGGCCAGCACAUCUUAAUUCCCAUCAUCAGUGUGUGGUUCAGUGGUGUGAUAGGGAUAAUAGGGUUAGGUCGUCCCUGUGGUCUUAAUGAGUUUCCUUUCUCCUCUCUUGAUCUGCACUGAUCUCAUUAAUGUCUGGAUUGGUGAAUGUAACACUGCUGGAAAAUGCCAAGAAGUGUGGCUCCUCAUUUUUCUGCUUGUUUGGGAUCAGAUAAGGGAAAGAGGAGGCAUGCUUGUUUUAAAUGUGCUACAAUUUAGUUUAUUGAUCAUUCAACUAAAGAUUGCGAAGGGUCAAUCAGAAAAAAGAGAGCAACAGUUAUGUAAGAUGCACAAUGUUUAUCUCCAAGCAAGAAGUAGCAUCCAAUCUUGCAACACUAACUUGGCAGAAAAAUGUGUAUGCCAAGGCCGAGAAAUGUGUGAGCUGAUGUCUUUGUAUACCUGUAUAUAACUUCAACUUGGCCGCUCCGUCACUGACCCCCUUUAUCUCGUUUUAGGCCACUGAUGUACUUACUCCCUAAGCUGUCAUUACCCUCAAAUCCCCAGCAUGGCUGUUUACUGAGCUCUGUUAUUGAGAGACUGUGCUUAGGAUGAAACAAAACUCAAGGCCUCAACAUGUGGAGUUAAUCUGUCCGUGGAGUGUUCACAUUGAAAAAGGGAUUGGUGAAAACAAUCACAAACAUCCUGCAGGGUACGUUCGCGCAGGCAGAAGGACGCACGCUCUUUCUCUGGGAGAAAGUGUCUCAGUCCAUGAAAGGCCUUGAAGUCUAGUUUGGGAAGAGACUCUUAACACAGCCUUGCCUCCUCAACAUGACGGAUAUUUUCUUCAAACUGCUGUUUUAAGGCAGUAACAUUGUGGCACCUUUUCAAACCCUCCCAUCUGGAUUUAAGGGAACUUGUAAAUGAACCUGUGUGGGUGUGUAUCUUUUUAUACUGCACGUUUAAACAUGAAUAUGUUUCAGCCUACUGCAAAACACAAAGGGGAGACAGAGAAGGGAGCGCUAUGUCUGACAUGUAUCAUCCACUAAAAUCAAGACUUAAAAAAAAAAAAAACAGACACUCCAGCGCACAUCAUGAACCUGUCAUCCCCCUCGUGCUGUUACUCUUAUAGCCAUGUACAGAUGAAACUACACUGUAGAAACAGACAAGUGGAAACCAUAACAGACUAUGGCAUGCUUAAGGUCUUCAAAUCUGCACUUGAGAAGAAAAUGAGAAAAAACUGUUAUUUUUUAUUUUCCUUCUUCUUUGUUUUCUUUUCUUAUGAGGCUGGCUGUGUUUUUGGCUGCCUCCUGUAAUUACUUAUGAACUAAUUGUGUUUGCUAUGACGAGGAAGAAGAGGAGCUGUGGACGAAAGGUUUGGUAUGAAGAUGAAUCAUGUAAAAGUUUGACUUUGACAUUAAAAACUUUAAACACUGUU
Cheilinus undulatus (humphead wrasse) is the source of this 8189-nucleotide messenger RNA. It is a transcript of the gene pcdh7a, whose product is annotated as protocadherin 7a. Gene Ontology annotation, biological process: homophilic cell-cell adhesion. Gene Ontology annotation, molecular function: calcium ion binding. The record is from RefSeq and is a predicted model, not a curated record. The coding region runs from base 678 to 4805 and encodes 1375 amino acids. The transcript is spliced from 6 exons. NCBI's taxonomy places the organism in Eukaryota, Metazoa, Chordata, Actinopteri, Labriformes, Labridae. Gene Ontology annotation, cellular component: plasma membrane.